Molecule: messenger RNA, 1694 nt
Organism: Amborella trichopoda
Lineage: Eukaryota; Viridiplantae; Streptophyta; Magnoliopsida; Amborellales; Amborellaceae
Source: RefSeq, a predicted model, not a curated record
CUUAUUCCUGAUGGAAACGCACCAUCCUUUUCGCACCUAGGCUUUCUGCAAGAGAGGGCGAGAGUUAUUGAAUUUCCUGCUAGGUUAGAGAUAGCGAGAGAGAGAGAGAGUUCUUGAAAUUUCCUGCAAGGUUCAAGAGUCGCAAAUUAUCGGUUUUGGGAUCUUUAAUAUAUUGUAGCGUUUUGUCUACUCCUCCAAAGGUUAUUGCCCUAAAGGUGAUCGCCAUUUCUGCUGACUUCUUUGUUAUUUCCUUGGAUCGUCGGUCCAUGGAGUAUGAAUGAGGUCACUUUGUUUAGAAUAGAGAUUCUCGGGCAGUGCAUCCGGGACGCCAAAGCAAGGAAUCGAACCCAAGACCUUAAACACCCAUGAACCACAAGACACCAUGACGGUCCAUUAGGUCGUCUUCGAAGUUUACUUUAUUGGUUAUGAUGUUUUCAUGACAUUUCACAAUAUCUUGUGAGAUAGUGGCUCUUAAGAAGGCUUCUAGGGUCAAAGAUGGAGGAAGAGGGAGACCUUGAGGCUCUAAAGUCUCAGCUCCAUCAAUUGAGGAUUGAUUGGCAGCAAGAGUUGGACAAGAGGCAUUCCUUGGAGGAAGCCCUAGAAUCAAAAAUAACUGAGGUGAAGGUCUGUGUCUCAAACUCUGAGAGGAAGGAGUCUGAAAUCCUUUGGCGGAGGGUCAAAACUGCAAACACUUUGCUGGCUUACCUAAGAUCAAAAGCUAGAAUAAUGGCUAUUCCCCACUUAGCCCAUACAUCUUGUGGUAUUAGGCACCAAGAGGGCGUUGGAUAUAUUGACAAAGAUGGGACUCCACUUACCGAAUGGUCUAAAGGAAUCAACCUCUCUCACUAUGAAGGUUUUGGGGAAGAAAAUUGGCUAAAAGAGGGGUCCUUAGGAGAACAUGAUGGUGAAUAUGUUGCACAAAUUAUGAAAUCAGUGAUGUUGGUUACAGAUGUGAUGGAAUCCCUUGUGAAGAGAGUGAUCAUUGCAGAAGGCGAAACUUCUACAGAGAGAGAGAAGGUGAGUUUGACCCAAGAAGAGAUCAAGAAGAAGGCAGUCCAGAUAGAGAGCAUGGCAUUGAGGGUGGAGGAGAUGGGGAAGUUGGCAAUGGGGACCAAUGCCAUUUUGAGAGAUAUGCAGAUGAAGCUCGAGGAAAUGGAAAGGGAGACAUCUAGGCAGAGGCAGAGGGCCUCUGAGAAUGAGCAGGAGCUCUCCAGAGUGAGGCAGGAGUUUGAGAAUCUGAGGUCGAGUGUGAGAGGGCUUAUCAGUGUAAGGGAGACACUUUUAUCUUCUGAGAGGCAAUUUCAGACCAUGGAGAAGCUUUUCGAAAGGUUGAUUGCCAAGACCACAUUAUUGGAGAGUAUGAAUAUGCAAAAUGAGGCAGAAGUGUGGACCCUCCUUAAAGAGAAUGACAGGCUGGUCGCCCAGUUAGACUUGAAGGAAGCACAGCUGGUGGCCAUGAAAGAGCAGUGCAAGAUCAUGGCCAUGGGUAAGAGCUAGGAAGAAUAUAUUCUUCUCAUCUCUUAAUUUUCAGAUGCUUUUCGGUACUCCCUGCCAUGUAUCUAGGUUCCAAAUGCUGAAUGAUGAUUUUUUUUGUCACGUAUAAUAACUGUUCAUUGUGAUAUCAGGAAUAUAAUUGAGGUAGUAAUCAACAUCAAAGAUGUUUUAGAAGGAAAUGAUAAUAAAUAUCUUAACAA